AUGUCACAAAGUCGGCCUGGGCUGAUCCCAAAUUUGCGCAUGGGUGAGGUCAUCCGCGAAAAGGUCCAAGAUGGACUGACCGGCGAGGCCAAGGAGAUCGCCUACACACAAUGUAAGAUCGUCGGCAAUGGCUCCUUCGGUGUGGUGUUCCAGACCAAGAUGGCUCCCAGCGGCGAGGACGCUGCCAUCAAGAGAGUCCUCCAGGACAAGCGAUUCAAGAACCGCGAACUUCAGAUUAUGCGUAUCGUGCGCCAUCCCAACAUAGUCGAACUUAAGGCCUUUUACUACUCCAACGGCGACCGGGUAUGUGUGACGACUCUAACGACUCUCUGGCCCUCUCCCCCGGGCGCUUCUCCCUUCCUCCCGCUGACCGUCUCUCCCCCGCCACAGAAAGAUGAAGUGUACCUCAACUUGGUUCUCGAAUAUGUCCCGGAGACGGUUUAUCGGGCUUCGCGCUAUUUCAACAAGCUCAAGACGACGAUGCCGAUGCUAGAGGUCAAGCUGUACAUCUAUCAGCUUUUCCGGUCGCUGGCCUACAUCCACUCUCAGGGAAUCUGCCACCGAGACAUCAAGCCCCAAAAUCUCCUCUUGGAUCCCAACACUGGUAUUCUGAAGCUCUGCGACUUCGGUUCGGCUAAGAUCCUCAUCGAAAAUGAACCCAAUGUUUCCUACAUUUGCUCUCGCUACUACCGUGCCCCGGAGUUGAUCUUCGGUGCCACCAACUACACAACCAAAAUUGAUGUGUGGUCAACUGGCUGUGUGAUGGCGGAGCUGAUGCUCGGUCAACCCCUCUUCCCCGGUGAGUCGGGUAUUGACCAGCUGGUGGAAAUCAUCAAGGUUCUCGGCACACCAACCCGUGAGCAAAUUCGGACAAUGAAUCCCAAUUACAUGGAGCACAAAUUCCCCCAGAUCAAGCCCCAUCCCUUCAACAAGGUCUUCCGCAAGGCUCCCCCAGAGGCUAUUGAUCUCAUUUCGGCACUCCUGGAGUACACACCCACACAACGACUGUCAGCGGUGGAAGCUAUGGUUCACCCCUUCUUUGACGAGUUGCGGGAUCCCAACACACGCCUACCUGACUCACGCCACCCCAAUAACCCCUCCAAGGACCUUCCCACCCUGUUCGAUUUCUCACGACAUGAACUUUCCAUUACCCCCGAUAUGAACGCCAAGCUGAUCCCACCUCACGCCCGCCCCGCUCUGGAGGCGCGUGGCCUCGAUAUCAACAACUUCAAGCCCCUUUCGAAAGAAGAGAUGAUGGCUCACCUCGAUUGA
Messenger RNA from Penicillium cosmopolitanum, 1272 nucleotides. RefSeq names its product GSK family serine/threonine-protein kinase. The transcript has 6 exons. The coding region runs from base 1 to 1272 and encodes 423 amino acids. Gene Ontology annotation, biological process: signal transduction; protein phosphorylation. The record is from RefSeq and is a predicted model, not a curated record. Gene Ontology annotation, cellular component: cytoplasm. Gene Ontology annotation, molecular function: ATP binding; protein serine/threonine/tyrosine kinase activity; protein serine/threonine kinase activity. NCBI's taxonomy places the organism in Eukaryota, Fungi, Ascomycota, Eurotiomycetes, Eurotiales, Aspergillaceae.